Macrobrachium nipponense is the source of this 2170-nucleotide messenger RNA. Its product is annotated as E-selectin-like. The coding region runs from base 232 to 1857 and encodes 541 amino acids. Lineage: Eukaryota; Metazoa; Arthropoda; Malacostraca; Decapoda; Palaemonidae. The record is from RefSeq and is a predicted model, not a curated record. The transcript is spliced from 11 exons.
GUGCUACCCAGGGUAUUUUGUUAACAACAACACGGUUACGCAGCAAUAUGUUGAAUGCAGGAGUCAGCUUGGGGAAUGGGUGCCUCUCUCUGAUGAAUUGUUCAAUUGCACAUUAAUGGAAGCUUGUUCCCUUGGCUCUGUCCCUUGCCAGAAUGACUCUAGAAUAGAUAUCAUAGCAGACCAGAAUGCUCUGAUGCUAAAUUCAUCUAUCACGUACAAGUGUCCUCUAAUAUGGCGUUGUCAAAUGGAUCAACGACGUGGAAUUCAACCUGUUCUGUAAAUUCCACAACUGUUCCUCCUACCUACUACUUCUCCCCAAAUCCUAUGCCUGGUUGCAUCGCCUGUACAAGGAACGUCUCCGUUGAUUUCUCAACCACAAACUGGGCAUAUGGGAAUACCUAUACUGUGGGAACCUUUGUGAACAUCACUUGCAAUUCAGGUUAUAUUGUCAACCAGGAAGGCUUCGUUAACUCUACAAGUGUAACCUGUACCUCUUGGGGAUGGGACCCUUAUGUCGCCAACAUUGAUUGCAAAAAAGCAUGUUAUGCUAUGCCACCCACACCCAACGUUGGUUCUAAUAUACAAAUGCCUGAUGUCAAAAGACAUUAUGAGGGAACUACGUAUUAUUAUACCUGUAAUAGUGGUUACUAUGUUCCUGCUUUCUCUCCAGCGUUAAGGAAUACCGUAUCCGUAAGCUGUUCCAGCCAAGGAAACUGGGACCUGGAGAUGCAGAAUGUGUCUGUUUUAUAUUGUGCUGAAAUGUGUGCAAACGACCCUGUAACGCCACCAGGAGGAGGUUCAGACUGGGAUCGAGUAUCAAGAGCCGUAGGAACAAAGGUGAAUCUGACUUGUCCUGAAGGCUUCGCUUUUCCUGACCUGAACAGAUCGAUUAUCUUAACUUGUGUCACAGGGGGAAAUUGGACACAGCAGAAUACCCCUCCGAUUGAAGCCACCUGUAAAAUGAUUACCUACGCUCAACCAACGGCGCCUUUGAACAGCAUACUUAACACGACAGCGCCUCCACCUUACUGGCAAGGAAGCGUCCUGAAUUACACCUGUCCGAACAACUACAUGUCCUCAACGGGAUCGACGUGGACAUCGCUAACCUUUACUGGUCCUAACUGGACAUACGCUGACCCUACGUUUAGAUGCAUACAAGCUUGUGGUUCCCCACCACCUGCCGUGAACCCAGUGACCUUGACCUUCUCUGGCGUCGGCGUCGAGGGGGACACAGCAACAUAUAAAUGCCCGGUUGGAUUUGAAGGACAUCAAUUACAGGAUUUGUUUGUGAACUGCAAGAGUGGAUCCUGGACAUAUACUACUAUUCCAAAGUGCAAGAUGUGCAACAGUACACUACCAAGUGCUCCCCAAGGAGUAUCUGUGACAUCGUACGAUGGGGUUCCCGCGUACGGCGCUGUGGCCACCCACAGCUGCCAAGGGCUUUUUCCUGAUGGAGCUUCGGCCAUAAAUGUGACGUGCGAUCAAGGGGUCUGGAAUCCUCAAGAAAUACCAGAAUGUGCAACACCCUGUUUGGGAGCUCCCCUCAACACCCUACCCGUCGGAGUGACGUCCAUUCGGUCCAACGUGUCUUUGUUCGAGGCCGUUGUGACUUACACCUGCGCCGGGGCCUUCCUCGACAAGACAACUCAGAUCAAUGUAACGUGCAACGAAGGAGUAUGGAGCCCGCCUGAUAUUCCCUUCUGUGAUACAAGUAAGUUUAAGUUUAUCUUAAUAAUACUAAUCAUUUAUAAUAAUAACAUAAGAAAGAAGCAGACCCUCUCUGAGGCAUGUCUUGUUAAAAAGGAUGGCUGCAUUAUGGGAAUCGAUCUCUUAUUGAACUUUCUCAAUUUUUUUUAGGACUCGCUUCUGUUGCACGGUGAUAUUGGUCAACAACUAGUCUCCAUAAUCUCAGUAUAAGAUCAAUUCGCUCGAUGCAGCCGUCAUUUUUAAUGACAAUAAUAAGAAUAAUACUAAACAUAAUAAUAAUAAUAACAUUGUUUAUUGUAUUUUGAUAUUUAUUACCACCAACUUAUUUCACUAAGUACUUUUAAUAUCACUAAGUACUUUUAAUACAGUAGUCUUACCAAAUAACCGUGUGUAAUUGCAAGUUUGCAUUUACAGGAAAUCAGUUAACUCCUAAUAUUCUGUUUGUUCAUCUUCACUUCUCAAA